Messenger RNA from Closterium sp. NIES-65, 867 nucleotides. The record is from the annotation of a GenBank genome assembly. Lineage: Eukaryota; Viridiplantae; Streptophyta; Zygnematophyceae; Desmidiales; Closteriaceae.
AUGGUGGUGUGCUUAUACGGAGGGGGAGUGAGCAACGACGAGAAGGCAGCAGAUGUGGCACGUGGCAAAGGCUUAGCGCUGCUUAUAGUGAAUGUGAUGCCGGCUGAUGAUGCGUCAUUCACCCGAUACGGCACCCUCCCUGCAAUGACUCUCUUCCCUCCUAACGAUGCGAUUCUGAACGAGUACCUGCUGACAGCAAGCCCCACAGGCACCAUGUCAUAUGGUUUCACUCAAAACACCGGUGGUGCCGCGGCAGCCAUGGCCCAUUUCUCUUCCAUCGGCCCUCUCGUCCUCCCCUCCACCGUUCCUCCUCCCUCGUUCCCCACCAACGACAUCUCAAAGCCCGAUGUCAUCGCCCCGGGCUAUAACCUCUGGGGCGCUGCACCCAGGACGUCCCCCGGGGCAGCUAUGUCGAUCACUACUAAGGCUUUAAUGAGUGGGACGUCUAUGGCUACACCACAAGUUGCAGGGAUUGCGGCGCUUAUAAUGCAGAAUAGGACCAAUUGGACGCCGUCGCAGGUCAUGUCGGCACUUAUGACGACGGCUAACGUCAAGAACAACAAGGGCGUGGCGAUCAAGAGUUACAACAAUACUGCAGCCACACCGUGGCAAAUGGGAGCUGGACACGUGGACGCGAGCAAGGCCCAAGUGCAGCGCGGACGGCCACGCGGGGAGGGGCGAGAGGGGAAGAAGCGGGGGAACGGGUUGCGCUUGCCUGCUGCCCCUGCUGCCGCUGCCGCCGCCGCUGCUACUGCUAGCAAGGCUGUUCCGCUCCUCUCCUUCCAGCUGUUCCUGCUGCUGCUGCAGCUGCAGGCGUUGGAUCUCCCUCAAAUCAACGACCUCGUAAUCCUCAUCGUUGGUUCCUAG